AUGAAGGGGCACAUCCUCAACAUCGGAAGCGAAAACAAAGUCGCAGCCCUUCGCCAUCCAGAAAUCACCGCCAUCACCAAAGCAGAGACGAGCGAGCCAGGUCACCUCGACCUGCACCGACCGACACCACUGUGGCCGCACGACGCCCGCCCUCAGAUUACCCUCCGAGUCGCCGUCGAUCUCGAUCCACCGACUCGUACUACAGAAGUGACGCUGUUCGAGGGAAGCGAUCAUUCGAGCAAGGUCAGAAAAGAGGGGCCGAGGCCUACCACGGACGCUCUCGCCGUUCGCCGUCCCGAUCAGACUAUCGACAUCGACGUCCACGUUCGCCAUCAUCUCCGCGCCGCUCACCAGCUGGUCGAGAAAGAGAUCGACGAGGCGCUCAGGAAGAAAGAGAACAUCGUCGCGAAAGGCGUUCACCAGAGCCGCGACGUGGCCGGUAUCAAGCUCCACGCCUGCCUUCGUCACGCUCACCGCGCGGUCGUGACUAUAAACACACAAGCCCUGAGCAGGGCGCGCUCGUUGAGCCGAGAAAGCCAUUCCUCGCGCAAGAACGAACGGGACCGAGACGCAGAGAUGUACGGCCGAGGACAUUACGACCCGCGGUACGGCGGAUACCCUCCAUCACACGCGCCAUACAAUCACCACUCAUACCCGCCUUCCAAUUAUGGAUCGCAUGCAGGCUCGCCAAUGCACGGCUACCCUCCGCAGCAGCCGCCUUAUCAGUACUCCCAUGGUGCACCACAGCCAGCUGUGCCAUAUUACCAACCGCAGUCGGCCAAGCAGUACAGCGGAUCCCCCAACCACCCCACCUAUCCUUCCGCACGCGAUUCACUAGCACGGCCAGCUCAGCGAGGUGGUCCUGCGCAGAGAGGUGGACGUGGACACUUCGCCAACCUCUCAUGGACACCGAAUGACGGCGUUCGUGGCGGCAACCUUGUCCAGCCCGGCGACAAGGAGAAGGACAAAAGCGAUUCCAAAGCGCCGCCACCCCCACCUCCGCCGCCAGAGGAGGACGACGAUGAAAACCCCUUUCGUCCUCCUGCUGACCUGCGCGCUGAGGAUGAGAGCGCCAGAAAGAAGCGCAAGAUCUCUGAGUCCGAGAGGCCGGCACAAGCAGCUGGCGGCGCGGGUGCAUCCGAAGCUGGAAAGAAAGAUGAAGGCUCAAAGAGCAAGAUCUCCUUCUCGAUUAAAGGCCGUGCCAACGCUGCGGCCGCGGAGAAGGCCGCCACGAUGAGCGCUCCCGCGAAGCCUCAGCAAAUGUCUCCCGAAGCGCACCCUGCUGCUCCCGCCGCGAAGAAAGCACCAGUACCCGUCUCACCACUCGUUCAGACUGGAGUCGCCAAGAGCGCGAACUACGUCGGUAAUACUCGCGUCGAGCCGCCAAAGAAGCCAGGUGAUGCUACGAAGAAGGCUGCUUCUCCUGCUGUGCGCAAGGAGAAGGUGCGUAAGAAGCGACUAAAGGCGCGACCAGAGCUCAGCGAUGACUUUGCGACGAGUGAGAGUGUGUAUUUCCGCAAGACUGGCAACGAGAGUGUGGUUGGGAGUGGCACGUACGGCAAGGUCUACAAGGGCGUGCAUGUGUACAGUGGGAGGAUGGUGGCCUUGAAGAAGAUUCGCAUGGAGGGCGAAAGGGAUGGGUUCCCUGUGACCGCCAUCCGCGAAAUCAAGCUCCUGCAGUCGCUCGAUCACCUCAACAUCGUCGCUCUGCAAGAGGUCAUGGUCGAGCGCAACGACUGCUUCAUGGUUUUCGAAUACCUCUCGCACGAUCUUACUGGCAUCCUCAACCACCCCUCCUUCUCUCUUACCGCCGCGCACAAGAAACACCUCGCCCGCCAGCUCUUCGAAGGCCUCGACUACCUCCACCACCGCGGCGUGCUGCACCGCGACAUCAAAGCAGCCAACAUUCUCGUCUCGAAUACCGGGGAGCUGAAGCUCGCAGACUUCGGCCUGGCGCGCUUCUAUCAGAAGAGCAGUAAGCAGGACUAUACGAACCGCGUCAUCACCAUAUGGUAUCGGAGCCCGGAGCUAUUGCUCGGCGAGACUCAGUACGGACCUGCCGUGGACAUCUGGUCUGCAGCUUGCGUGCUUGUCGAGAUCUUCACCCGCCACGCUAUAUUUCCUGGCGACGGCGGCGAGAUCAACCAGCUCGACAAGAUCUACGCCGUCCUCGGCACACCUUCACGAAGCGAAUGGCCUGGCAUCGCUGAGCUGCAGUGGUUUGAACUGCUUCGUCCCGCGCAGCGCAUUCCAAGUUCUUUCCAACAAAAGUACAGCGAACGCGUCAGCCCAGAGGCGUUUGAGCUGCUGCAAGCGAUGUUCCUGUUUGACCCAAACCUGCGACCUACCGCGGCAGAUGUGCUGGAGCAUCCUUACUUCACGACCGAAGAACCGAAGGAGCAGCGAGUGUGGGAGCUGGAAGGGUUGGAGGGGGAAUGGCACGAAUUCGAGAGCAAGGCUCUGCGGAAGGAGAAGGAGAGGGGCGAGCGCGAGGCAAGGAGGAGAGAAAGGGAGGGGACAAAGGAGGGUGAGAAGAGGCGAGGGGAGAUGCUUGAAGGCCCAGAUGCUAAGAAGGGAAGGGUUGAGAAGGCAGAGGCUGCGUAG
Saxophila tyrrhenica is the source of this 2604-nucleotide messenger RNA. RefSeq names its product serine/threonine protein kinase, CMGC, CDC2/CDK subfamily (gene LSK1). The transcript is spliced from 3 exons. Bases 1 to 2604 code for a protein of 867 amino acids. Gene Ontology annotation, biological process: positive regulation of transcription elongation by RNA polymerase II; protein phosphorylation. Lineage: Eukaryota; Fungi; Ascomycota; Dothideomycetes; Mycosphaerellales; Extremaceae. The record is from RefSeq and is a predicted model, not a curated record. Gene Ontology annotation, cellular component: cyclin/CDK positive transcription elongation factor complex; nucleus. Gene Ontology annotation, molecular function: ATP binding; RNA polymerase II CTD heptapeptide repeat kinase activity; cyclin binding.